This is a messenger RNA of Tricharina praecox, 1498 nucleotides long. RefSeq names its product alternative oxidase. Lineage: Eukaryota; Fungi; Ascomycota; Pezizomycetes; Pezizales; Pyronemataceae. Gene Ontology annotation, biological process: alternative respiration. The coding region runs from base 1 to 1038 and encodes 345 amino acids. Gene Ontology annotation, molecular function: alternative oxidase activity. The record is from RefSeq and is a predicted model, not a curated record. The transcript is spliced from 6 exons. Gene Ontology annotation, cellular component: mitochondrion.
AUGCUGCGAACGUCGACGACUCGACGUCCUACAUGCUUCGUACUGACUGGCACUGGCAAAGGUAUUUCGGGGAGCAGCAAGCGCACACCCGACGGCUACGGAGCCGGAGCAGCUGCGAAUACGACUGCGACUGCGACUGGGACUGCCGUAUCAGUUGCUACCUCUGACUGGUCACUAUUGUACACGUUCGAAGAGAUGGAGCAGAUCAAAAUCGCCCACCGCAAGUGCUCAAGCUGGUCCGACUACGUUGCGCUGACGGCCGUGCACGUAGCCCGGUGGGGCUUCGACCUAGCGACGGGGUACAAGCACGACGCGGCGGUAGCACUCGGGAAGAAGGACCCCGCUGCAGCGGUGCAGAAGUACGCCAUGAACGAGUCCAAGUGGCUGACGCGGGUGAUCUUCCUCGAGUCCAUCGCGGGCGUCCCCGGUAUGGUCGGCGGAAUGGUGCGACAUCUCCACUCGUUGAGGCUCCUCAAGAGAGAUAAUGGCUGGAUCGCGACGCUGCUCGAGGAGAGCCAGAAUGAGCGCAUGCAUUUGCUCACGUUCCUCAAGUUCCGCGAGCCGGGGAUCUUCAUGCGCACCAUGCUGCUGGGCGCUCAGGGAGUCUUCUUCAACUUCUUCUUCCUCGCAUACCUGAUCUCGCCGCGCACGUGCCACCGCUUCGUCGGCUACCUCGAGGAGGAAGCGGUGAUCACCUACACGCGGAUCAUCGCGGACCUCGACGCCGGCAAGCUCCCGAGCUGGGAGGGCAUGGAGGCGCCGCAGAUCGCGAAGGACUACUUCAAGCUCCCGCCGGGCAACGAUAGCGUCAAGGAUCUGCUCCUGGUAGUCCGCGCCGACGAGGCAAAGCACCGCGAGGUAAACCACACCCUGGCCAACCUGGAGCAGAAGAUGGAUCCGAACCCGUACGCUGCCGUGUGGCCAGCCGGAGUCCCAACGCCCAGCAAGGGAUACCAGUGGAUCAAGGGCACUGGCUGGGAGCGUGAGGAGCUGGCGAAGUUGGCGGCGGAGAAGCCGGCCGCAGUCGUCAAAGUUUAAUUCUCCUUUUCCUUUUCGUUUUGGGUAUGAUAGAAGCGGCGGCGUUUUGGUUGGGAAUUUCUUUGUCUUUUUCCUUGUCUGCGAAGACGGCGAUAAAUACCUAGUGGGCGUCAAUAUUGUCUUGUCUUUCUCUGGUUUCCUAACAUCUCUCCUAUAUCCAUUUUGUUGUUUGUCUUUGUCUUUGUCUGCGCGAUUCCUAGGAUAGAAUCAUAGAAAGGGCUUUGAGCCUGAAGAAUUUCAUUUUUUCUCUUCCGUAUUCUGCGCCUAAUCCCCGCGGUAAUCAUCGUAUAAAACCCCAUCUGGGGCAAAGUAUCCCGUCUCGCCAUCGCUUAGUACCCCCGCAACAGCCCACCUCUUACCCUCACCCACCCUUACCCUCACACAUCGCUCGGCACCGGCGGCUCCUCAUAACUCUUGACCUUCCUAAACCCCUCCUCGCCGUUCUUGACUGCGACCUCUU